UAGUGUUUUAUGACCUCCGUUAAUAAUAGACAUCAUCAAAUAUCAGUCUGCGUUUCGCUGUUAACACAUUAUACUUUUUUGGGAAUAAACAACUAGCAGAAAAUAAACUGCAGUUAACAGUUAUGACCUGGAGGUGUCGCAGCUGUUAACCCUUUUAAACGCAUAACUUCUCUCCACGUUUGUUGUUUUUUUCUCGCUGUUUUAAUAGAAUGGGGUUGUGCAGCUUUACAGGAGAGUGCUACAGCUUGAGUAACGCGUAAAUUUGUAUGUAAAUUACUAUAUAAGUUCAGACUGGAUGUGGAAACACCCGGUCUGGCAACUGGAAAACAUUCCGGAAUGAAGGAGGGGUCAGCAGGGCUGAGCCGAGCACCACCCCGGGCCGAGUGGGUGAACUUUGUCAUAAAUCUCCGAGCAGCUUAAAAUCCACCUCUGCCUCUGCGACUGAUGCCUCCUGCGUAGUGCGCUGCGCAAAAUGUACAUCUGGCUCACGGCUUUAGCCGGACUGGCUAUCCUGUCCCUGUCUUUCCUCAGGACGUUUUUCCCUCACUUAGGAGAGGACUGCGCGUACACCCUGACGAGCGUUAAACUUGGCUUCAGGCUCGUCAAAAUCAAGAAGAGCAAACCUUUCUACAGCAUCUUGGACUACUUCUUGGAUUUAGCGAAGAGGCAUCCCAGUAAGAUCUUCGUGCACUUUGAAGGGAAACAGUAUACCUAUGGAGAAGUGGAUCAACAGAGCAACAAAGUGGCCCGAGCGCUGCAGGCUGAAGCCGGGCUGAAGGAGGGGGACACGGUCGCCUUGUUUAUGGCAAACGAGCCUAGCUACAUAUGGACUUGGCUCGGUUUGGCAAAGUUAGGCUGCCCGGCUGCUCUGCUCAACUUUAACAUCAGAUCCAAGUCUCUGCUUCACUGUUUCUCCUGCUGCGGGGCCAAAGUGAUCAUCGCCUCUCCAGAGCUGCAGGACGCUGUGGAGGAGGUUUUACCGACGCUGAGAGAGCAGGGCAUCACUGUGUAUCUCCUGUCAGAGACCUGCAGCAUCCAGGGCAUCAACCCUUUGUCUGACAAGAUUUCCAAGGCCUCAGAUCAGCCGCUGUCGCGCGAGCUCAGAGCCAACGUCACCGUCAGGAGCACGGCUCUGUAUAUCUACACGUCAGGAACUACAGGUUUGCCUAAAGCAGCCGUCGUCACCCAUGAGAGAGUUUGGGCCGCCUCCUUCAUCCAGGCGGUAUGUGGAAUCACAUCAGAGGACAUCUUCUACAUCAACCUGCCGCUCUAUCACAGUGCAGGCUUCCUCAUCGGGAUGGCUGGAUCCAUCGAAAGAGGUAAUACCAUUGUUCUGAAGAGGAAGUUUUCUGCUUCUCAGUUUUGGGAUGACUGCAGGAAGUAUAAUGUGACAGUGGUGCAGUACAUUGGUGAAACAAUGCGUUACCUCUGCAACUCGCCCAAGAAAGACAAUGAGAAAAACCACAAAGUGAAGGUCGCCAUAGGAAACGGAGUCCGGACAGACAUCUGGUCAGAGUUUCUGAAUCGCUUCGGGGACAUUCAAGUCAGAGAGCUGUACGCUGCCACCGAGGGAAACAUCGGCUUCAUCAAUUACACGUCCAAGAUCGGUGUAAUUGGGCGAGUCAAUCCUAUCCACAGAUUUUUCUUCCCGUACACGUUGAUCAAGUUUGACAUUGAGAAGGAGGAGCCUGUCCGAAACUCUGAGGGUCUGUGCAUUGAGGCAGCCAGAGGUGAGACGGGACUUUUAGUGGGAAGGAUUACUAAGAGGUCUCCCUUUGUUGGGUACGCUGGCAACCAGCAGCAGACUGAGAGGAAGAGGCUUCGUGACGUGAUGAAAAAAGGCGAUCUGUACUUCAACAGUGGAGAUCUGCUCCGGAUUGAUGACAUGAAUUUUGUGUACUUUCAGGAUCGAGUUGGUGACACUUUCAGGUGGAAAGGAGAAAAUGUUGCAACAUCAGAGGUUGCAGACAUUCUCACAAUGGUCAAUUGCAUUUUGGAGGCAAAUGUCUACGGUGUUAAAGUAGAAGGUCACGAGGGGCGAAUCGGUAUGGCAGCUGUUACUCUGAAAGAAGGACAAGAUUUUGAUUGCUCUGACACCUACAAGCAGGUCGUCAACUACCUCCCAGCAUACGCAAGACCUCGAUUCAUCAGGAUCCAGCCUCACCUGGAGAUGACAGGGACAUUCAAGAUGAAGAAAGUGAAGCUGGUGGAGGAGGGAUUCAACCCAGCUCACAUCAGAGAUCUGUUAUACUUUUUAGAUCCCGAGAAAAGGACAUACGUUCCCCUGACCGAAGAUAUCUACAGAGCGAUCGCUCGUAGGGAAAUCAAACUCUAACACAUAAGCUUUAAAAGAAGUCAGUGUUGAAGCAGACGACCUGUUUUUUAUGAUGUAGAUGUAACCUCUCAUUCAUGGACCUUUUUUUAACAGUUAACUAAUCUCAGGGACAGAUUGACUUUGAAACAUUACAUCAUGUUUGAAGAGACUGCUUUUUUUUUUUUAAAUAACACAACUACUGUACAUCAAAUGUAUUCCAUAAUGCUGACAAUAUGUGAUGUGCAGGUAUGUCUUACUGCUACUGUUGAUUACAUAAUUAAACUCUGGUUGUCUUUUU
Molecule: messenger RNA, 2612 nt
Organism: Plectropomus leopardus (leopard coralgrouper)
Lineage: Eukaryota; Metazoa; Chordata; Actinopteri; Perciformes; Serranidae
Gene: slc27a2
Product: solute carrier family 27 member 2
Biological process (GO): long-chain fatty acid metabolic process; long-chain fatty acid import into cell
Cellular component (GO): plasma membrane; endoplasmic reticulum membrane
Molecular function (GO): long-chain fatty acid transmembrane transporter activity; long-chain fatty acid-CoA ligase activity
Source: RefSeq, a predicted model, not a curated record